AAUGUUUAUUAACAGAUAACACCCGAAGAUUUUGGUGAUGAACGAAUUACCCGCUCACAUUAUAAUCCAAAGGUAAAAGCAAAACCAUUUAAAGAUAGUAAGUCAACAAGUAAAAAAAGACCUAGAUCCACCAGCCGAGAACAAAAAACAAAAAUAAAUUUGUUUCCUGAUGUUCAAUUACUGUCUAAGAAGAAGUCUAUAGAUAUGAAAUCAUAUAAAAAGAAAGAAAAGACUAAUUUAACUAAAAAAAACAAAACUCCUAAACAAUCUUCUUCGAAAAAAAAUGUUUGGACAGAAUACAUGCAUCAAGACAAACCCAAACGUAUUCUAUUGGAACAGGACAAUAACAGAAAAUUUUUCAAAUCUAAAGUGAUUCAUAACGAUACACCAAAUAAGAAAAAAGAUAAUGGCUUUAACUUUAAAGUUAUAAAUUGGAAUGAUGAAAAUAGUAAUAGUUCUAGAGUUGAACUCAAUGAAUCUAAUUUAAAUAGUCCAAAAAUACUCAUUGAUAACAACAUUGAUGAAAAUGGACAAAAUAUAAAUAAAUUAGAAUUGUUGGAUGAUAACCAUAAAGAGAACUCUAAUGUAGAAAAAUAUCUUGCUGCUUAUUCUUCUCCAGCUCCUCGUCGCCUAAAAGAAGUAUCAAAUUCUUCAAUUGAUGUCAAUGACACGGUCAUAAAUGAACCAGAUUAUACUUCUAUUGAUUUCAAUGAUAGGAUCAUAGACGAAUUUGCUGCUAUUGAUGAUUCAGUUCUUGUAACUGAAGUAUCUUCACAAACUAACAUGUUCCCGAUUUUCAUAAAUGAAACUCCUCCACUUAGCCGCACUAUUUGUUCUAAUAGUAAUGAAAAAAAGAGUACAGUGCGAAAAGGAAGAAAAAUUAUUGAUGAUACUCAAUACCAGAUUUAUGCAGGUCAAAAGAAGUUUGGUGGUUUUUUGUGCAAAGAAUGUAAUCUUUAUUAUUCAAGAGGAGAACCAGAAGAUGAAGCGGAACAUGACAAAUACCAUAAAGCCAAGGAUAUUUUUAAGUAUAAGAGCUCAAAAAAUGAAAAAGUUAUUUUUAAAGAUAUUGAUGAGCGCAUAGUUGUAAUAUCUGGAUCAGAUACUAAAAUGUUAUGUUCAAAAGCUUUAGAGGUGAUGUUAUAUGUUGAUAAAGAACUUGGAUGUUAUACAGAAUGUUCUGUUUUACCCACAACUAAAAAAGUUCACUUAUAUAUAAAAAAAAGACAGGUGAUUGGAUGCCUAGUAAUAGAUCUCAUAACGCAGGCUUAUCGUAAUCUAGAAACUGAAACAGAAGACAUGGUUGUUGUAUCUGAAGAAUCUUAUCCCGUGAAAGCAGGCGUUAACAGUAUAUGGACAAGAUGGGACUGUCGCAAUACUGGAAUUGCAAAAAAACUGCUAGACUAUUUCCGUAAGAAUUAUACAUUUGGUCAUAUAUUGGCACUUGAUGAAAUAGCGUUCACAGUGCCUACACGCUCAGGCAAACAAUUUAUUAAAAAGUACACUAACAGAAAUGAUUUUUUAGUGUAUACUGGAUGGUAAUUAUUGCAGUUUGUCAUUCCUUGUGGUAAUGUUAAUUUUUUGAUUAUAUCUAGUUAUAUUGUAUUUCUUAGCAAAGUUUUGCUCUGAUAGUUUCAGACAAUAAGAUCAAUAUAAUAAUAAUAAUAUUUAGUAUUCAUCAGUAGUUUAUUUUUGUUAAUUUAUUUUUAUACAUAAAUUA
Messenger RNA from Acyrthosiphon pisum (pea aphid), 1720 nucleotides. RefSeq names its product N-acetyltransferase ESCO2. Gene Ontology annotation, molecular function: protein-lysine-acetyltransferase activity. Gene Ontology annotation, biological process: mitotic sister chromatid cohesion. The record is from RefSeq and is a predicted model, not a curated record. Bases 205 to 1542 code for a protein of 445 amino acids. The transcript is spliced from 7 exons. Gene Ontology annotation, cellular component: nucleus; chromatin. Lineage: Eukaryota; Metazoa; Arthropoda; Insecta; Hemiptera; Aphididae.